CGUGGAGAGGAUCCAAACAUACACCUGCGUCUAGAAUCCAGCAUUAACCCGUGCAGGGCUGCAGCCUCUCUGCAGAGAGGUCAGAGCAAAGGGGUCAGACACUGAACCUGAUGAUCCUGAUCCCACUCAUCAUCAUGCUGUGAUCCCACUUCAAGCCUUAUUCAUACACUCUGUUUUUUUGGGCCUUCAAUCUCUGCCUUAUACACGUCUCAUCUUGAUGCACGGCCUCAUAGUGUUGUUACUGGUCAAGUCCCAGCCAGCUGCGAGCUUCCCCAGGCCUGUGCGGCUCACCUGGCUGCUGCUGACCAUCACCUUCACCUGCACGGCCAUGGGCUGCAUCCAGAGCAUCGCCUGUAACAAGUCGCGCAUCAAGCGCGAGAACAUCGCCGUGCAGGACCUGUGCGCCGCCAUCGACCACUGCCCCACCGUCAUCGAGGAGAACUCGCCCAUCGUGCUCCGGUACAAGACGCCCUAUUUCAAAGCCUCUGCAAGGAUCGUCAUGCCCCCGAUUCCUCGCAGCGAGACGUGGGUGCUGGGCUGGAUCCAGGCUUGCACCCACAUGGAAUUUUACAACACCUACGGCGACGUCGGCAUGUCGAGCUGGGAGCUGCCUCAGCUGCGAGAAGGUCUGGUGAGGGCCAUCAGCGACUCAGACGGCAUCAGCUACCCCUGGUACGGAAACACCACAGAGACCGUUACCAUCGUCGGCCCUACUUCUAAGCCAUCCCGCUUCAUCGUCAGUAUGAACGACAACUUUUACCCCAGCGUCACCUGGGCCGUCCCAGUCAGUGAAUCCAACACGCCCUUACUGACAAACAUCAAACGGGACCAGAGCUUCACCACCUGGCUGGUGGCGCUGAACACCACGUCUAAGGAAAAGAUCCUGCUCCACACCAUCAAGUGGAGAAUGAGGGUGGAUAUCGUGGUGGAUCCGUCCCUACCUUUGGGUUCCAGAGCCAGACUGGUUGGGCGGAUAUAUCAGGAUCAGCCACGGGUGCUGACUCGCAUGGAGCCCAUCCCUCUGAAUGCCAUGGGGAGGCCAAAUGCCAACGAUGCCCAGGUUCUGAUGUGGAGGCCGAGGAGGGGCCCUCCGCUUGUUGUCAUACCACCCAAGUAGAAACAACAAGACCAUCUAAAUUGGCCCCUUUUUUGAUAUCUCACAGUAGGCCACAUCUGUCAUGUAACAGAUGACCCAAAAAGAUGAAGAAAGACUAAAGCAGACAAAUGGAGGUUUUAAAGGAGACAUAUUAUGCAUUUUCGUCCCGCAAGUUGAAACUAGAUCCUGAGGUCCGUGCCAUAGAGUACUACAGCUCCCCUUUCAAUCAUGAACUAACAGCUUCUUUCAUAGCAGCUGGUUUUAGGGGGUGUAGUGAGCUAUCCAACCCCAGUCUUUCUCUUCCAUGGCUUGUGCCUUAUUUGAGAUCUGUCCUACAGCUUUGAGCUCCCAUGCAAAUGAAAUUUGGACACAAAUUACUCUUAGUUCCUCGAAGCAUAUUCUUAUAAAAUGCGAGAACAUAAAUAAGCUGAGGGCUCACACUAGAAAUUUGAAGCAUAUUUGACUAGCAAUUUUACUCUGAAAUACUCAAAAUUCUCUCCCUUCCUCCAUGGACAGUUGAUACUAAUUGUUGCAAGUUGCGUGUUGAACUGGGUUGUUUAAACACUGCACAACAGAUGGGAAUAUUGAAGUUAGGAAAAAGCUAUCUAAUUAGUUAAAAUAGUUUAAAGUGUUCAACACAACACAAUAAACAA
Cololabis saira (Pacific saury) is the source of this 1749-nucleotide messenger RNA. RefSeq names its product family with sequence similarity 78 member Bb (gene fam78bb). Lineage: Eukaryota; Metazoa; Chordata; Actinopteri; Beloniformes; Belonidae. The transcript is spliced from 2 exons. The record is from RefSeq and is a predicted model, not a curated record. The coding region runs from base 218 to 1117 and encodes 299 amino acids.